AUGGCCUCCUUCGCCUUCAAGCCGUUGCAAGAAGCUCAGCUCCGGUUCUCAUCUUUCAUUCACUGUAAGUGCUAUUCAACUGUAAACCCGUUCAAUUUCCACCACUCGUUUAGUCUAUCUUCUUCUUCUUCUAGUAGACACGCAUGCAGUCCAAAGUUAUCACUGUUUCUUCGAGUCAGAGCUCAAAUUGCUACUCCCUUAGAAGCGAAAUUGCCUGGUGAUAAGCACCGGAAUGUCUCAACCAAUACUGUCAAAUAUAAAGCUAGAGAGCAAAAUAGUUCAGGGUCUUCUUCUUCUUCCAGUUCUACCCACAGAAGAAGAGGCCAAAGUUCUGUUGUAGAGGAUAAUGGUGAGAGAAGGGUUGUGCUUAAGGAUAGACAUGCGAGGACUAGAACGAAUUCUGAAAACAGAAGAGAAAUGGGUUCUCAAUUUUCUUCUAUGAGGUCCAAGGAUGGAGGAAGAGGGAGAAGUUCUGGUAAGAAAAGUCAGGAUAGUCAAAAGGCUGGUGGGGAAAAGUGCUCAGACAUGGGGGAUGUCAAUCAUCUUGAGAGGGGGGGAAGAAGGUCUAGGAAAAUUAAGGAUGAAUCCCCAGAAAAUACACUGAGGGUUGGGCUAGACAUGUGUUCCAAAACUGGGGAUGUCACCGCUGCAAUUAAGCUUUAUGAUUUGGCUAGGAAAGAAGAACUGAAGUUAGGGCAGUACCAUUAUGCUGUACUUCUCUAUCUUUGUUCUUCUGCUGCUGGUGGCGUUCUGCAGCCCGCAAAAAGUGGAAGCAGAAAUAGGAAAUUGACUCCUCCUGGUUUCUCCAAGGAUGCAUCUUUUGACGACUCUGACAGUCUAAUUGAGCAACCAAAAAAUGAAAAUUUUGACACAAGUAUGUUUGAUAGUAACUUUCUUGCAGAAAGGUCUGAUAAAGAGGAUUUGAAAUUUAAUGGUUUUCCAGAAGAAGUUAAGAAUGAUUCAAAAACUGUAAACAAUGGACUUGCGGAACCUUAUCCUGAAACUCUGGAUGAGAUAGUUCUGUUGUUGAAGUCCAAUGCGGAUCGUAAAAGCAUAUCAGGUGUCGAAGGGGAGCAAGGAGAUUCAGGAAUCGAAGUCAGUGAGGAUAUCAAGAAUUAUGCCCUCAAAAGGGGUUUUGAAAUCUAUGAGAAUAUGCUGCUGGAAAAGGUCCCCAUGAAUGAAGCAACAUUCACAUCUGUAGCUAGAAUGGCGAUGUCACAAGGUGAUGGUGACAUGGCCUUUGAAAUUGUAAAGCAGAUGAAAGAGUUAGGAAUAACUCCUCGACUACGCUCUUAUGGCCCUGCUUUGUCUGUUUUUUGCGAUAGUGGAGAUGUUGAGAAAGCGUUUCUUGUUGAACAGCAUAUGCUGGAGCAAAGUAUCUCUCCGGAAGAGCCUGAGCUGGAGGCACUUUUAAGAGUAAGUGUAGAAGCUGGGAGGAGUGAUAAAGUCUACUAUUUGUUGCAUAAAUUGAGAACAAAUGUGAGGCAGGUCACUCCUUCUACUGCAGAUGUGAUCGAGAAGUGGUUCAGAAGCAAUGUAGCUUCCAAAGUAGGGAAAAAGAAAUGGAGUCAAAAAAUGAUAACGGAAGCAAUUACAAACGGAGGAGGAGGUUGGCAUGGACAGGGCUGGUUAGGCAUGGGAAAAUGGAGUGUCUCCCGUACCUCUGUAGGAUCUGAUGGUUUCUGCAGAUGCUGUGGAGAAAAAUUAGCCACAAUCGAUCUUGAUCCUGCAGAGACAGAAAAUUUUGCCAAAUCUGUGGCUUCCUUGGCUUUACAGAGAGAGAAAACUUCACACUUUGAAAAGUUUCAAAAAUGGCUUGAUUAUUAUGGACCAUUUGAAGCAAUUGUGGAUGCAGCAAAUAUAGGCCUCUACAGUCAAAGAAGCUUCAAACCAUCCAAGGUUAAUGCAGUUGUGAAUGGGAUUCGUCAAAUGCUACCAUCCAAGAGAUGGCCACUCAUUAUUUUGCAUAAUAGGCGUAUUAAUGGAGAUCAGAAGAUGAAUGAACCGGUGAAUAAAGCAAUCAUUGAGAGGUGGAGAAAUGCAGAUGCACUGUAUGCAACACCUACUGGAUCUAAUGAUGACUGGUACUGGUUAUAUGCAGCUAUAAAGUUCAAAUGUCUAAUUGUCACCAAUGACGAGAUGAGGGAUCACUUGUUUCAGCUUUUGGGAAAGGAUUUCUUUCCUAAAUGGAAAGAAAGGCAUCAGGUUCGUUUCAGCUUCGCUGAAACAGGUCCAGUUUUUCACAUGCCACCUCCAUGUUCAGUUGUAAUUCAGGAAUCGGAGAAAGGCCAUUGGCAUGUCCCAAUUGAAUCAGAAGAUUCAGAAUUCCAGUCUUACGGGGAGAGAACAUGGCUGUGUAUUACACGGGCCGCCUCACGUGCAACCGGCCUGACAUCUUCAAUCAUACACAACGAUGUCCAUGACCUUGGCAAUAGGAAAAAACGGACAAGCUCGAGCAAUGGAAGAAUCUUGACAACUUGUUUACAUGGUAACCAUGAUCACGGUAAACAGGCACCUCCGGAAACAUACAAGAAACUUAAGAACAUUCUGUCAUCAUCAUUAAUAUCUGAUAGUGAUUCCAUCCUUCCGGAUUUGGAGGAUGCAGAAAAUUUUGGUGGCUGGACUAUUGAUUUUCAAAUAUAA
Messenger RNA from Oldenlandia corymbosa var. corymbosa, 2643 nucleotides. The record is from the annotation of a GenBank genome assembly. Lineage: Eukaryota; Viridiplantae; Streptophyta; Magnoliopsida; Gentianales; Rubiaceae.